This is a messenger RNA of Didymella exigua CBS 183.55, 2244 nucleotides long. Its product is annotated as GTP-binding protein. The transcript has 3 exons. The record is from RefSeq and is a predicted model, not a curated record. NCBI's taxonomy places the organism in Eukaryota, Fungi, Ascomycota, Dothideomycetes, Pleosporales, Didymellaceae. Gene Ontology annotation, molecular function: GTP binding; GTPase activity; microtubule binding. Gene Ontology annotation, cellular component: microtubule; cytoplasm; membrane. The coding region runs from base 1 to 2244 and encodes 747 amino acids.
AUGGCGAGCAGCAGCACUGACGGCGAGGCCUCCCGGGCAGCGACGCCAGUCGACCCGAAUGCCAUCACGACGAGCUCUCUAAAGGCCCUUCAGUCCGCAGACCAGCGCAAGGUUAUGGACAUUGUGGACAAGCUUCGUCGCACCGGUCUCAGCGGCAUUGUAGAGCUGCCCCAACUCGUCGUCUGUGGCGAUCAGUCCUCGGGCAAGAGUUCUGUACUUGAGGCCAUUACCGAGAUUCCCUUUCCACGAAAGGAGAAUCUCUGCACUCGAUUCGCAACCGAGAUCAUUCUCCGACGCUCACCUUCAGCAACCAUCUCCAUCACCAUCACACCAGACAAGCUUCGUCCUUCUGAUGAGCAAGACACGCUCAAGAAGUUUCGCAAGUCCAUCGAUGACUUUGGCCAGCUGCCUGCAAUCAUCGAUGAAGCGACACAGGAGAUGGGUCUGGGCGUCGUUGGCGGCAUUGGCUCCAAGGCCUUUUCUCGCGACGUCCUGUCAGUGGAGAUUACUGGUCCGGAUCGACCUCAACUUACUCUAGUUGACCUUCCGGGUCUGAUUCACGCUACGAACAAGUCCCAAACCGAAGCUGACAAAGAGCUCAUCCUGAAUCUCGUCAAGGAGUACAUGGCGAAUCCUCGUACCAUCAUCCUUGCUGUCAUCAGUGCAAAGAACGACUUUGCCAACCAGGUCAUUCUGGAGCACUGCAAGAAGAUUGACCAGCAGAACCGUCGCACUCUCGGCAUCAUCACCAAGCCUGACUACCUCCGUGAGGGCUCAGAUAACGAGCAGUCCUGGAUCGACUUGGCCCAGAACAAGGACAUCUAUCUCGAGCGCGGUUGGCACAUGCUGAAGAACCGGAGCGACGACCAGAUGGACUUCACCUUUGAGCAGCGCAACGAAGCAGAGAAGCUCUUUUUCAGCAAGGGCCGCUACGUCCACGUGCCCCGCGACAAUGUCGGCAUCAACACCCUCUGCGAGCGUCUGAGCAAGCUCCUGCUCAACCAUCUCAUCAAGGAACUCCCAUCGCUCAAGGAAGAGAUUGCGAGCAAGCUCGAUGCUACAACCCACGACAUUGAGAAGCUUGGAGAGAGUCGCAAGACUAUCAAGGAGCAGCAGAUGGUCCUCAUGAAGAUCAGCAUGCGCGUCAACGACAUUCUCAAGUCUGCCACCAAGGGCUACUAUGAGUCGGGCUUCUUCGGACCCGUCAACAUGGAGGCUGCCGUCGACUCGUCUGACAACAUCCGUCGCUUCCGCGCCGUUGUCCAGCACCUGAACCUCGCCUUUGCCGAGGACAUGCGACUGAGAGGCCACAAGUACGCGUUCGGCCGGGGUCCCGGCGACAAUGAGCGAGACGCCGAGGAAGAGUCCAAGGCGUACAAAGAGCUCGAGAAACUCGAACUCGACGACGUUGUGCUUUCGCCCAAGCCCAAGAAGCUCAGUCGCAACGAGGCCGUACUCUGGGUCCAGAGGACGCUGGAGCGAACCCGUGGCUACGAGCUCCCCGGUACAUUCCAGCCCAUGCUCAUCUCGCAGCUCUUCUGGGAGCAGUCGCUGCCAUGGCAAGAGAUUGCCGCGGAGCACAUCAACAAGGUUGCUCGCGCGUGCAGGGAGUUUGUCUUCGAGGUGCUCAAGCACACUGCGCCCGCCGAGUUCCAGGCCGCGCUCGCCGCAGUCAACGUCGAUGCCGCGCUCGCCAAGACGCUGAAGAAGGCGAAGAAGGAGCUGGCCAAGAUCCUCAGGGACAAGGCCCGCCACCCCAGCACCUACAACCACUACUUCACCGACACUAUCCAGAAGAUCCGCCAGCGCAAGCACCAGAAGGCGUACAAGGACGCCGAGCAGGCCUCGGAGGUGAUCGUCCGGAGUCAUGGCGCCGCCGAGUACAAGACGUACGCGGAUAAGGACAAGCUGCAGGACGCACUCAACAAUGCGAUUGAGAAGGACAUGGACCGGUUCUCGGCGCAGGAAGCGCUCGACACGCAGCGCGCCUACUACAAAGACGAGCUGAAGUACUUUGUCAACGCCGUCGCCAAGGCCGUCAUCGAGCGCCACCUGGUCGAGCCUCUGCCCGAUCUGAUCCUCUCGCCUGUCACCGUCACGCAGAUGAGCGACCAGGAGGUCGAGUUCGUCGCCGCGGAGCCGCCCGAGAUCACGCAGCAGCGCGCGCACCUGGAGAGCAGGAGGGUGAUGCUGGAGAAGGGGCUUGACACGUUCCGGGAGGCUAUGGGCGGGCUGAAGCGCUGA